This is a messenger RNA of Sorghum bicolor (sorghum), 1040 nucleotides long. RefSeq lists its product as uncharacterized. The record is from RefSeq and is a predicted model, not a curated record. Bases 16 to 759 code for a protein of 247 amino acids. The transcript has a single exon. Lineage: Eukaryota; Viridiplantae; Streptophyta; Magnoliopsida; Poales; Poaceae.
AGUAAAAUUAUACGUAUGCUUUUGGAAUCUACUCACAUCCCACCAAUUGUUCCUCUAUAUAAGGACCAACCGACCUCUACUCUAGCGCACACUCCACCAGAGCAGGCUACACUACUUCUCUCCUCCCUCUAUCCCGGAGCCGUUAAUUCACUCACGUCGCCGAUCGAGCUGGCUAGCGACAAGCGCGACGUCGUCGCCGUCGGCGGCGAUGCCGGCUUCUGCGCUGAUGACGGCGAGCCGUCGCCGGCAGUGAGCAGCAAGGCGGUGGUGGAGGAGCUGUACCGCGCGCUGGAGCGCGGCGACGUGGACGCCGUGCGCCGCCUGCUGAACCCGGACGUGGACUGGUGGUUCCACGGCCCGCGCGCGCACCAGCACCUGGUGCUCAUGCGCCUGCUCACCGGCGCUGGCGCCGGCGCCGGCCUCCCGUUCAAGAUCCGGUCCCUGGACGCCUUCGGGCCGACCGUGCUGGCCGAGGGCACCGACGUGACGGGCGCGCUCUACUGGGUGCACGCCUGGACCGUGGGACCCCGCGGCCGCGUAACCGAGGUGCGCGAGUACUGCAACACCGCGCUCGUCGUGACGAGGCUCGGCGGCGGCGGCGGUGGCGGUGGCGGUGGCGCCGACGCCGACGCCGCGGCGGCGGCGGCGGAGGAGGCCAAGGCGACGUUAUCGCGGUCCCCGUCAAAGCAGGUGUGGCAGAGCCGGCUGCUACCCGACCGGGCUCGCAGGAACCUCCCUGGCCUCGUGCUUGCCAUCUGAUCGGAUCGGAUGCGAAUCAUUACGAUAUAUGAUUCUCAACUGCUGGCGAUGUGGCUUAUUAUGCUCUAUAGAGUUGGGAUAUUGCAUGGUUGCAAUGUGAUUACAAGGACAUGAAUGAAUCAAAUGCGUCACAUAAAAAAAAUCGAAAUUAGUCGAAGCAAAUCAAAUGAUACCUGUGUGAUGUGACAUGUGAGUUCCUCAUGGAGAUGAUUCAGCCGGCUAACGUCCGUCCACAAGAAGCCUAUAAACUAUCGAUGAAACAUGUGAACUAUAUUUGAACA